Messenger RNA from Trifolium pratense (red clover), 705 nucleotides. Its product is annotated as DNA-directed RNA polymerases I and III subunit RPAC2-like. Gene Ontology annotation, cellular component: RNA polymerase I complex; RNA polymerase III complex. NCBI's taxonomy places the organism in Eukaryota, Viridiplantae, Streptophyta, Magnoliopsida, Fabales, Fabaceae. The transcript is spliced from 4 exons. Gene Ontology annotation, molecular function: protein dimerization activity; DNA binding; DNA-directed RNA polymerase activity. The coding region runs from base 141 to 455 and encodes 104 amino acids. Gene Ontology annotation, biological process: DNA-templated transcription. The record is from RefSeq and is a predicted model, not a curated record.
AACGAUUUAAAACCCUCAACAAAAGAGUGCAGACAGAAACUACAACUUGGCGUCGAACUGAAACUGCCCAGAAAACUAAGCCAGAGUUCGCCGUCGGCCGUCACAAACAGUGAGCAACUCCUCCAGAUUGAUUGUGAGUGAUGGAGCACGGUUCGUACACUGAUCUGAGUAAAUCAACGUUCUCUCUCAUGGAUGAGGAUCACACAUUUGCUAAUUCUGUCAGAUUCACUUUGAAUCAAGAUCCAAGAGUGACAUUUUGUGGAUACAGCAUUCCUCAUCCUUCAGAAAAUCGUGUUAAUGUCAGAGUCCAGACAACUGGGGAUCCAGCAUGUGAGGUGUUGAAAGAUGGUUGUCAGGAUUUGAUGCUUAUGUGCCAGCAUGUUAGGAGCACUUUUGAGAAGGCAGUUAAUGAUUUCAAAACAAGCAAGACUGGUGAUCAUAUGGAUAUAGUAUGAAUUAGUGUGCCAGUUACAGUUUUAAUUUUGUAGUAAUAGUGUUAUUGAAACUAGCCAGACACUGUGUUUAUCUCUAUAUCUUACUUUUUAUCUUUUUUAUCACAACUUAGUGUGUUUAUCUCAAAUCACAGUAUCAAUCAUAUAGGUUAUCUCUACUUUCGCUCUUAUAGUUGGACCAUCCAUGUCAAUCGCAUUCAGUGUGAAGCAAAUUUUUGUGCUAAUGCCCUUGUGUUUAGAGGCCAUGAUGUCA